AGAGAGAGAGAGAAAGGAGGAGCAGUUUGAUCGCAAGUCUAAUCCUGUCUUAUUCGCUGCUCCUUUCACUUCACUUCAGGCUUCUCAGUUGACUGUGAUCACAAAGGCUCACAUCUGACUACUGAAAACUAUUGUGGUGCUUUCAAAAAAGAGCCACCUGGACAUAUGGAUUCCUGGCAAAAUUGACUGUAAGCAAGAGAAUUAACUUGUGCUUCCAGCUCAGAUCUGACUGAACUUCAACACUUUUGGAUUUGUUUUCAUUUUUCAUGGUGGAAUCAUGAACUCCAAAAGGACAAAUUUAUGACAAGACAACGGACGCAUCGCAUGUUGCUUUUGUUCCUGCAGCUCCAACUGUGAUCACGACGACCCCCCGGCAACAUACCUGAGCAGAAUGUUCAAGGAUUACCAAAGCAAUGCGGUCAUCAAUGACCACUACAACUACACAGGAAAGCUGACUGAGAACAGGUCCAUGAAAGGCAUGAAAGCUGUAGAUAUUGUAUUCCUUAUUAUCUGUCUGCUAAUUGUGCUGGAGAAUGCCGUGGUUCUUAUAGCUAUUUGGAAGAAUAAAAAAUUCCACCUGCCCAUGUACUACCUUCUGGGCAACCUGACUUUCUCAGACUUGUUGGCAGGAUUUACCUACAUGGUGAAUAUCAUAACAUCAGGGGCCAACACUCUCACAAUGACACCUGUCCAGUGGUUCAUCAGAGAAGGCGGUGUUUUCAUCACAUUAACUGCUUCCAUUAUUAGCCUCCUGGCCAUUGCUAUUGAACGGCAUGUUACUAUGGCACGGAUGAAGCCAUACCAGGGAGCCAAGCGUGGGCGUAUGUUUGCUUUGAUUGGCAUAAGUUGGGUGCUCUCGAUAUUUAUGGGUCUGCUACCCAUUAUGGGCUGGAACUGCAUGGGUACAUUGGAGCAGUGCUCUACUGUCUUGCCCCUUUAUUCCAAGAGCUUCAUUCUCUUCUCUAUUACAGUCUUCUCUGUUGUAUUACUGGCUAUUGUGGUCCUCUACAUCCGCAUCUUCCGUGUUGUAAAGUCCAACACACAGCGGCUGACUGGUGCUCCACAGCGUAAAGGUUUUGCAAAGAAGUCCCAGAAAUACAUGGCUCUUUUGAAGACAGUCACAAUAGUGUUGGGUGUUUUUAUCGCCUGCUGGCUUCCACUCUUUUUUCUUCUUUUGCUGGAUUUUUUUUGUCCAGCAAAAAGCUGCCCUGUAUUGUUAAAGGCAGAGUAUUUCCUGGGACUUGCUAUGAUUAACUCAUUACUUAAUCCUAUUAUCUACACCUUAACCAGUAAGGACAUGCGUAAGGCUAUACUGAGAUUGCUCUGCAGCUACUGCUUGAUUACAAAAGAUGGACAGGUGAGAAAGUUUGGAAUAACGUUUCUGGAGUGCAGUACAAGUAAAAAUGAGAUGACAUCACACAGGUUGGAGGGCCUGGAGACAACAGUCUCCACAGGGAAUAUUACACCAUCUACUAUCAAAGCUAUUUUUCCCAAAAUAUCAAAGAGUGUAGCUAUGGGACAAUAAGUCAAGGCUGAGGUUUACUGUGGACUGGUCUAAUGAAGGAUAUCUCGAGAGGAUGAGCCAGUUUGUAAAGGUGUACCUAAGAGAGUUUCAGAACUGAUUUUUUUAAAUCAAGGAAAGCAUUAGACACCAUUUUUUGUUUACUAAUUUACUGUGAGAUUAUCAAGUUGAAAUUGAGGACUUGAAGAAAUAAAGGGAUAAAAACAAUGUAUUCUAUUCACAUCCAAUAUGAUGUGAAGCAACAUGCACUUAAGAACAAAUAAAAUGCAAGUAUUACAUGGUAGUUGAUAUUACAAUAGCUUGGAUUUUACGUUGUCUGCCAGUGUCUAUAAUAUUAUGCAAGAUUUGUCUGUGUGUCUGGUUUUCUAAACCAUGCAGUGUUCACAUGAGACACACAGAAUUAAUCUUUAAUAGCUGCAUGGACAGAAAGCAAGUCAGACGGAAGGUCUGCUUGUAGCUCAUAUCCCUUCAGUUAUGGGAGUACUUGAUACUUGCAUUAAUUCCCAGAACAUGUGUUCAAUCCUAUAUAAAUUUGGAUUUACUCCAGACCUUACACAAUUUUGAAGCAGAUGCAGAAGAAGAAAAAAAACCUGUAUAGGAUGACACCAUGUUUUGUAGCUGAUUAGAACAUGAUUAGUUCAGUGUUACUGUAGCCUUAUAUGCAUAUGUGUAUAAAAUAUAUUUAUAUCAUUUGAAUAAAAGGUAGUAUUUGAUAAUUUUUUAUGCUUUGAAUUUCUGCUAAAUUAUGAUUCUCAAAUGUAUAUAUGUACCUUUAUAAUAAAGAGAUAAUAAACAGC
This is a messenger RNA of Tachysurus vachellii, 2319 nucleotides long. It is a transcript of the gene s1pr5a, whose product is annotated as sphingosine-1-phosphate receptor 5a. Gene Ontology annotation, biological process: G protein-coupled receptor signaling pathway. The transcript has 2 exons. NCBI's taxonomy places the organism in Eukaryota, Metazoa, Chordata, Actinopteri, Siluriformes, Bagridae. Gene Ontology annotation, molecular function: sphingosine-1-phosphate receptor activity. Bases 392 to 1525 code for a protein of 377 amino acids. Gene Ontology annotation, cellular component: membrane. The record is from RefSeq and is a predicted model, not a curated record.